AUGUCCAAGCUGUGGAUUGGAGCCUACGGCCUACUGGCCUUUGUGGUAGUUGUCGCGUUGAAUGUCAUCUACCAAGGCCUCUUUCGGGCAUUCUGCAAGACGAGGCCGCCAUUGGUAUUCCAUUGGGUCCCGUUCGUGGGUAGUACAAUUCACUAUGGCAUGGACCCAUAUGGCUUUUUCUUUUCGUGCCGUGAGAAGUACGGUGACAUCUUCACGUUCAUUCUUCUCGGCCGCCCAACCACCGUUUACCUCGGAACUAAAGGCAACGAGUUCAUUCUCAAUGGCAAGCUGAAGGAUGUCAAUGCGGAGGAGGUCUACAGCCCUCUGACCACCCCGGUCUUUGGGUCAGAUGUUGUCUACGAUUGCCCGAACUCAAAGCUCAUCGAGCAGAAGAAGUUCAUCAAAUUCGGUCUAUCACAGGCGGCACUUGAGGCCCAUGUGCCAUUGAUUGAAAAGGAGGUUUUGGAUUACCUUGCCAUGUCACCCAACUUCCAUGGAACAUCAGGAACCGUGGAUAUCUCAAAAGCUAUGGCAGAGAUCACCAUCUUCACGGCAGGCAGUGCUCUCCAGGGCGAAGAAGUGCGAUCCAAACUCACCACCGAGUUUGCAGUUCUAUACCACGAUUUGGACAAAGGUUUCACUCCCAUCAAUUUCAUGUUGCCAUGGGCUCCUCUGCCUCACAAUAAGAAACGCGAUGCUGCGCAUGCACGGAUGCGCGCAAUCUACGUUGAUAUCAUCAACAAGCGCAGAAACGCCGGCGACAAUGUUCCCGAGAAACUGGAUAUGAUUGGGAACCUGAUGCAGUGUACCUACAAGAAUGGACAGCCGUUGCCAGAUAAAGAGAUUGCUCAUAUCAUGAUCACACUGCUCAUGGCUGGUCAACACUCUUCGUCUUCGAUUAGCUCCUGGAUCAUGCUGCGCCUCGCCUCGCAACCUUCUGUCGUCGAAGAGCUCUACCAAGAGCAGCUCGCCAACAUUGAGCGCACAGGCCCCAACGGUACUCUGCCCGCUCUUCAGUUCAAGGACAUUGACAAUCUUCCUCUGCAUCAAAAUGUCAUUCGUGAAACUCUUCGUGUCAACGGCUCCAUUCAUUCACUCCUCAGAAAAGUGAAAAACCCAAUGCCAGUACCUGACACUCCAUAUGUCAUCCCUACCUCCCACGUUUUGCUCGCUGCCCCAGGAGUUACGGCUCUGAGUGACGAGUACUUCCCUAACGCCAUGGCCUGGGACCCUCACCGUUGGGAGACGCAGGCUCCGGAUGAGGACAACAAGGAGGAUAUUGUUGAUUAUGGAUACGGCGCAAUGUCCAAGGGUACCUCAAGUCCAUACCUUCCAUUUGGAGCUGGACGUCAUCGUUGCAUCGGAGAGAAAUUUGCAUACCUCAACCUUGCUGUCAUCAUAGCGACUAUGGUGCGCCAUCUUCGAUUCCACAACGUGGACGGCAAGAAAGGUGUGCCUGAAACAGAUUACACGUCUUUGUUCUCGGGUCCACUCCAACCAACACGAAUUGGCUGGGAACGUCGCAAUGCAAAGCAAACUUAG
This is a messenger RNA of Penicillium salamii, 1542 nucleotides long. The record is from the annotation of a GenBank genome assembly. Lineage: Eukaryota; Fungi; Ascomycota; Eurotiomycetes; Eurotiales; Aspergillaceae.